AUGGGAAACAUAUGUGGACCAUCAAGGUGCUCAAAGCAUGGAUUUUUUGGAUCAAUAUGGCAUUCAUUAUGGUGGUCUAGAUCCCCAGAUUUGAUCCAAUAUGAAAAGAAAAGAGCAAGAAACCAACGGCAUCACAAAAAUCACAAGGCUACUAGACCUGUCCAAAAUGCACCUCCGCGAGUGCUGAAUCUAGCGAAGGAAGACCCAAAACCGACCCAAGUUCAACCUGCGAUUCCUUAUCAAGAAAUCAAAGAACAUGGCAAACAAUCUGGAAAGGUUGUAGUAGUGAAGCAGCAAAGCAAAUCAACACAGCGAAAUGUGACAUCUGGUGCCCAAAAUCCAGACCAUAAGAGAAGAAAGUCAAGUGUAGGGCUUCUGGUUGAUAAAGUCUUGAAAAAUACAAAUGGGCAUUUGAAAGAUCACUAUAAGUUGGGUUUGAAACUGGGACAUGGACAAUUUGGUACAACUUCUAUUUGCAUAGAAAAGAAAACCGGGAAACAAUUUGCUUGCAAAUCCAUUUCGAAGAGGAAAUUAGUGACGGAAGAAGAUGUGGAUGAUGUUAGGAGGGAAGUUGAAAUUAUGCAUCACUUAUCAGGACAUCCUAAUGUGAUUUCAAUCAAAGGGGCUUAUGAGGAUGCUUAUGAAGUUCAUUUGGUGAUGGAACUAUGUGCUGGAGGUGAACUCUUCGAUAGAAUUACCAAGAAAGGGCAAUUUUCAGAACGUGAGGCGGCCCAUCUUCUUAAGACUAUUGCUAGUGUUAUUGAGGCUUGUCAUUCUUUGGGUGUAAUCCAUCGUGAUCUUAAGCCUGAGAACUUUCUCUUUGUCAAUAGGGACGAAGAUGCACCUCUUAAAGCCAUAGAUUUUGGACUUUCAGUUUUCUUCAAGCCAGGGGAAAUUAUUACCGAUGUGGUUGGAAGCCCUUAUUAUGUUGCACCAGAAGUUUUACUAAAACAUUAUGGUCCUGAAGUAGACAUUUGGAGCGCUGGUGUGAUUCUUUACGUUCUUCUUUCUGGGGUGCCACCUUUCUAUGGAGAAACGGAGAAUGAUGUAUUUAGGGAGAUUUUGGAGGGUGAACUUGACUUCUCCUUCGAUCCAUGGCCUGUUAUCUCUGGAAGUGCUAAGGAUUUGAUAUCAAGAAUGCUUCUUAGAGACCGUAAUAACCGGAUAACUGCUCAUGAAAUUCUUUGCCACCCAUGGAUCAGCGUAGAUGGGGUUGCUCCAGACAAGCCUCUUGAUCCUGCAGUGUUGACUCGCUUAACUCAGUUUUCUGCCAUGAACAAACUCAAGAAAAUGGCUCUUAAGGUCAUUGCAUCAAGACUCUCUGAAGAAGAAAUUGCUGGACUAAAGCAAAUGUUUAAGACAAUCGAUACAGACAAUAGUGGCUAUCUUACUUUUGAUGAACUGAAAGAUGGGCUGAAGAGUUAUGGUGCCGAUCUUGAUGAGUCAGAGAUUCAUGAUCUGAUGCAAGCCGCGGAUAUCAAUAACAGUGGUACUAUUGACUAUGAAGAAUUUGUAGCUGCAACCUUGCAUUUCACGAAAGUGGAUAAGGAGGAUCGGUUAUUUGCUGCUUUUUCAUAUUUUGACAAAGAUGGCAGCGGUUAUAUUACCCUAGAUGAACUCCAACAAGCCUGCAAGGAGUUUGGAGUUGACGACAUCCAUUUGGAUGAAAUUCUCAAAGAAGUUGAUCAAAACAAUGAUGGUCGUAUAGAUUACAGCGAGUUUGUUGCAAUGAUGCACAAGGGAAGUGGCAAUGUGGUAAGAAAUCAAUCAAAGAACAACUUUAUCAUCGGAUUCCGGGAGCCGUUGCCGGUUCGUUGAUCUCAAGUUUCCAUUUUCUUUUUUUGCAAGUGAGAGAGGGUUAAAUAUGAACUAUGUAUGAGAUAGUUCAGUAGGUGAUAACAAAUGUACAGAGCAUAGAUGGGGUUAAUUCAUCAAUUACAUGAGCACAUGUUGUUGUGU
Molecule: messenger RNA, 1959 nt
Organism: Cynara cardunculus var. scolymus (artichoke)
Lineage: Eukaryota; Viridiplantae; Streptophyta; Magnoliopsida; Asterales; Asteraceae
Product: calcium-dependent protein kinase 26-like
Exons: 7
Coding region: 1-1818 (605 amino acids)
Biological process (GO): protein autophosphorylation; intracellular signal transduction; peptidyl-serine phosphorylation
Cellular component (GO): nucleus; cytoplasm
Molecular function (GO): ATP binding; calcium/calmodulin-dependent protein kinase activity; calcium ion binding
Source: RefSeq, a predicted model, not a curated record